Molecule: messenger RNA, 1483 nt
Organism: Mucor mucedo
Lineage: Eukaryota; Fungi; Mucoromycota; Mucoromycetes; Mucorales; Mucoraceae
Product: DHHC palmitoyltransferase-domain-containing protein
Exons: 6
Coding region: 91-1380 (429 amino acids)
Biological process (GO): protein targeting to membrane; peptidyl-L-cysteine S-palmitoylation
Cellular component (GO): endoplasmic reticulum; Golgi apparatus
Molecular function (GO): protein-cysteine S-palmitoyltransferase activity
Source: RefSeq, a predicted model, not a curated record
GCACUACUCUUUUAUUUUAUUACCUUUUUUUUUUUUUACUAUUUGUAGUUAAUAAAACAAUACAAAAAAAGAAAAGAAAAAAUAAGGCCAAUGAAUGUUCAGAGUCGACAUUCAGCCAUUGAACGUAUAGGAGACCAUUCCACCUUUACAGUAUUCCAACCUAGUUUUUUCAAUAAUAAUAAUUCUUCCUUUGAACCUGAUUCACUCGAGGAUUUCGAUUUCGAGUCAGCACCCACCUCCAGAACCACUCAGGACCGUCAACCACCAGCAAGGAGAACUGUAGAGGAAGAAGAAGAAGAUGAACCCAUUCCUCAUUCUUCGGGUUUAACUUCUCAUUCCAUGGUAGCUAGUUAUGCUAGUACAGCUCCCAUUCUACAACGACAACAACAACAACAAAAGAAGACUCAUGAGGAAUAUUGUCUUGGUCCCAUCAAGGACCAUUCACAAGAAACACUCACUUCACCUUCUUUUUCUCCUCCCGUCCGUAAUUAUCAAUUAUUUCCCGGUCAAACUCGAUUUUUAUGUGGUGGAAGAUUAGUCACCAGUCGAGAUUAUCGUGCAUUUGUUGCUGGUCUCUUGAUUUUUCUGGCUCCUACCGUAUUAUUUGCUGUCUUUACGUGCCCUUUUCUAUGGUCCGAAGCACAUCCUGCAGUACCCAUUGUAUUUGCAUAUCUUUUUGUACUCACACUCGCUUCCAUGCUAAAAACUUCAUGGACAGAUCCUGGGAUCAUUCCUCGUAAUCUAGAUCCCAUGAUGGAACAAAUAAUUCAAGAUGAAAAUGCGUCUAUUAAUUCAGAAACACCACCUAAAGAAAUUCGAAUCAAGGACACAUGUUACUCUUUAAAGUAUUGCGAGACCUGUCGUAUUUAUCGCCCACCGCGAUCCAGUCAUUGUAAGCAAUGUGACAAUUGCGUCGAAUUUGAGGACCAUCAUUGCGCUUGGUUAAACAAUUGCAUUGGAAAGCGAAAUUACCGAUCUUUUUUCACAUUUAUUGUCAGCGCGGCAUCUUCCUGUAUCUUUGUGAUUGCAUGCUCUACCUAUCAAUUACUGUGGUCAGCGAAUUUACCGCAACAUCAUGGGUUUCGUGAUGUCUUUUUAGAUGCACCUGUGAGUUUUGUGCUGGCGAUUUAUUGUUUUAUCUUGCUUUGGUUAGUGGGUGGUCUGACCCUUUAUCAUUGUUCAUUAAUUCUUCGUGGUGUCACCACCCAUGAACAGAUCCGUGCAGAGAUUAUUAAAGCCAAAUACCCUGAAUUACCCAUCAACCCUUACAACAGAAUGAAUCCAUUGAAGAACAUGUUUCAAAUUUUGUGCCAACCUCAGCCUAAAAGUUAUUUACGUAGACGUAAAAUGGCUGAUACUUCUACUUAUAGUAAUAAGUAAUAAUUUUUGUUUUUUAUACAAUAUUUAUACCAUUAGAUCAUUCCCCCACACACACACAAACACACGUAUUUAAUUUCUUAAUAAAAAAAAAAAAAAAAAAAAA